GUCUCUCCUUGGCAGGCAGCAAGACUUCAAAGAAAGAGUGAGAUCCCUGUUCACAGCUUUGCAUCGCCCGGAAAGGGACUUCUGUCAGGAGAAAAGCCAGUCACCCAGGAAGCGGCUCAGCGGCAGCUGCUUCAUGAAGAGCUAAAGCUGGUCCUUCAGCAGAAGGAAGAGAGGAAAGAGGAGCCCGAGCCCCAGGUGACUCUCUGCAGAGCUAUGGAGGCCAGGAGCCGCAGCGCUGAGGAACUGAGACGAGCGGAGUUGGUGGAGAUUAUCGUGGAGACCGAGGCGCAAACCGGGGUCAGCGGCUUCAACGUGGCGGGAGGCGGCAAAGAAGGGAUCUUCGUCCGCGAGCUGCGCGAGGACUCACCAGCGGCCAGGAGCCUCAGCUUGCAGGAAGGGGACCAGCUAUUGAGUGCGCGCGUGUUCUUUGACAACUUCAAAUAUGAGGACGCACUUCGCCUUCUGCAAUGCGCCGAGCCCUACAAAGUCUCCUUCUGCCUGAAGCGCACUGUGCCCACCGGGGACCUGGCGCUGCGGCCCGGGACGGUGUCUGGCUACGAGAUGAAGGGCCCGCGGGCCAAAGUGGCCAAGCUGAACAUCCAGAGUCUGUCCCCCGUGAAGAAGAAGAAGAUGGUAGCAGGGACCCUGGGGACCCCCGCAGAUCUGGGCCCUGUUGACGUCGAGUUCUCUUUUCCCAAGUUCUCCCGACUGCGUCGGGGUCUCAAAGCCGAGGCUGCCAAGGGGCCUGUCCCGGCUGCCUCUUCCCGUCGGCGUCUGCAGCUGCCUCGGCUACGUGUCCGAGAAGUGGCCGAAGAGGCCCAGGUUGCCCGAAUGGCUGCUGCCGCUCCUCCCCCAAGGAAGGCCAAGGCCGAGGCUGAGGCGACCACAGGAGCUGGCUUCACAGCCCCUCAGAUAGAGCUAGUUGGGCCUCGGCUGCCAAGCGCUGAGGUGGGUGUCCCUCAGGCCCUUCACCUGCCGUCCCUUGGGCUAGGGGCCCCAGCCGCCCCAGCUGUGGAGCCCCCAGCCGUAGGAAUCCAGAUUCCACAGGUAGAGCUCCCCACCUUGCCUUCUCUACCUACUCUUCCCACAAUCCCAUGCCUCGACACCCAGGAAGGGGCUGUAGUGGUGAAAGUCCCCACGCUGGAUGUGGUAGCACCUUCCAUGGGGGUGGACUUGGCUUUGCCAGGUGCCGAGGUAGAGAAGGCUCAGGGAGAGGUACCCGAGGUAGCCCUGAAGAUGCCCCGCCUCAGUUUCCCUCGCUUUGGGGUAAGAGGGAAGGCAGCGACUGAAGCCAAAGUGGUCAAGGGCAGCCCUGAAACCAAAGCAAAGGGUCCCAGACUUCGAAUGCCCACCUUUGGGCUUUCUCUCCUGGAACCCCGGCCCUCUGGCCCUGAAGCUGUCGCUGAGGGCAAGCUGAAGCUACCAACACUCAAGAUGCCCUCUUUUGGCAUUGGUGUGGCCGGGCCUGAGGUCAAGGCACCCAAAGGGCCCGAAGUGAAGCUCCCUAAGAUGCCUGAUGUCAAACUUCCGAAAGUGCCCGAGGCAGCCAUCCCAGAUGUGCAACUCCCUGAGGUACAGCUGCCCAAAAUGUCAGAGAUGAAACUCCCCAAGAUACCUGAGAUGGCCGUACCCGACGUUCGCCUUCCGGAAGUACAGCUGCCCAAAGUCCCUGAGGUGAAAGUUCCAGAGAUGAAGCUCCCUAAGAUGCCCGAGAUGGCCGUGCCUGAUGUCCACCUUCCUGAGGUACAGCUCCCGAAAGUUCCAGAGAUGAAACUCCCUAAGAUGCCCGAGAUGGCCGUGCCUGACGUUCGACUCCCGGAAGUUCAGCUACCCAAAGUUUCUGAGAUGAAGCUCCCUAAGAUGCCUGAAAUGGCCGUGCCUGACGUUCGACUCCCGGAAGUUCAGCUACCCAAAGUGUCUGAGAUGAAGCUCCCUAAGAUGCCCGAAAUGGCCGUGCCUGACGUUCGACUCCCGGAAGUUCAGCUACCCAAAGUGUCUGAGAUGAAGCUCCCUAAGAUGCCCGAAAUGGCCGUGCCUGAUGUUCGACUCCCGGAAGUUCAGCUACCCAAAGUGUCUGAGAUGAAGCUCCCUAAGAUGCCCGAGAUGACCCUGCCUGACGUUCGACUCCCGGAAGUUCAGUUGCCCAAAGUGCCUGACAUGAAACUUCCUGAAAUGAAGCUCCCAGAAAUAAAACUCCCCAAAGUGCCCGAGAUGGCCGUGCCUGAUGUCCACCUCCCAGAGGUGCAGCUGCCCAAAGUGUCAGACAUCCGGCUGCCUGAAAUGCAAGUGCCCCAGGUCCCAGAAGUGUGUCUUCCCAAGGUGCCAGAGGUGAGGUUGUCCAAGGCCCCUGAGGUGCAGAGAAAAUCUGCAGGAGUGGAGCAAGCAGAAGGCACCGAAUUUAGUUUCAAGUUGCCCAAGGUGACCAUGCCCAAGUUGGGGAAGGUAGGCAAGCCUGGUGAGGCAGGUAUUGAGGUUCCAGACAAACUCAUGACACUUCCUUGUCUGCAGCCAGAAGUGGGCACUGAGGCAGCCCGUGUCGGUGGCCCUGUGCUCUCUCUACCCUCUGUUGAACUUGACUUGCCUGGGGCCCUGGGCCUGGAGGGACAAAUCCAAGAAACCCUCUCGGGCAAAGUGGAGACACCGGAGGGCCCCAGGGUGGCAGCGGGUGCCGGAGAGGUGGGCUUUCGGAUGCCUUCUGUGGAGAUUGUCACACCACAGCUGCCCACAGCUGAAGUUGAGGAAGAGCAGCUAGAGUUGGUGGAGGUGAAAGGCAAACCCACUUCCAAGUUCUCUCUGCCCAAAUUUGGACUUCCGGGGUCCAAAGUGGUCAAGGCGGAGGCGGAGGGGCCUGGGCGAGCCCCCAAGCUGAAGGUAGCCAAGUUUGGUAUCUCACUUCCCAAAGCUCGCGUGGGAAGUGAUGCUGAAGGGAAGGGAGCUGGGGAAGUGGGGCUGCUGCCUGCCCUUGAUCUGUCCAUCCCACAGCUUAGCCUGGAUGCUCACCUGCCCUCAGGCAAGGUGGAGGGAGCAGGAGCUGAGAGCAAGCCCAAGGGGUCCAAGUUUGCUCUGCCCAAGUUUGGGGUAAAAGGCCGGGACUCUGAAGCUGACGAACUAGUGGCGGGAGAGGCUGGGCUCGAGGGGAAAGGACGGGGCUGGGAUGGGAAGGUGAAGAUGCCCAGGCUGAAGAUGCCAUCUUUUGGGCUGUCCCGAGGGAAGGAAGCGGGAAGUCAGAAUGGACGUGUCAGCCCUGUGGAAAAGCUGGAGGCCAUAGCCGGGCAGCUUAAGAUCCCCGAGGUGGAAUUGGUCACACCUGGAGCUCAGGAUACAGGGGAGGUCACCAGUGGUGUGAAACCAUCAGGCCUGCAGGUGUCCACCACGAGGCAGGUGGUUGCGGAGGGCCAGGAGGGAGUGCUGAGGGUGCCCACACUAGGUGUCUCUCUGCCCCAGGUGGAACUGGCCAGCUUUGGAGAGGCAGGCACUGAGAUCACAGCCCCCUCCGCAGAGGGCACAGCAGGCUCUAGGGUCCAGGUGCCCCAGGUGAUGCUGCAGUUGCCUGGAACCCAGGUGGCAGGUGGUGAUCUGUUAGUGGGCGAGGGCGUCUUCAAGAUGCCCACAGUGACAGUGCCCCAGCUAGAGCUGGAUGUGGGGCUGAGCCACGAAGCCCAGGCUGGUGAAGCAGCCAAGAGCGAGGGUGGGUUAAAGCUGAAGUUGCCCGUGCUGGGCGCGGGAGGCAAAGGAGAGGAUGCUGAGCACCAGGGCGCCGAGGCCCAGCGCGCCUUCCGCCUCUCAUUGCCUGACGUGGAACUCGCUUCCCCAGUGAGCAGCCACGCGGAGUACCAAGUGGUCGAGGGUGAAGGGGAUGGAGGACACAAGCUCAAGGUUCGGCUGCCCCUGUUUGGUCUGGUGAGGGCUAAGGAAGGAACAGAUGUCGGAGAAAAGGCCAAGAGCCCGAAGCUCAGGCUGCCCAAAGUGGGCUUCAGUCAAAGCGAGUCAGUGUCCGGAGAAGGCUCUCCAAGCCCAGAGGAGGAGGAAGGCGGCAGUGGGGAAGGGGUUUCAGGUCGCCGGGGUCGGGUGAGGGUCCGUUUGCCUCGGGUAGGCUUGGCUUCCCCGACUAAAGUCUCUAAGGGACAGGAGGGCGAAGCAACCUCCAAGUCCCCAGUUGGGGAGAAGUCACCCAAAUUCCGUUUUCCCAGGGUGUCUCUAAGCCCCAAAGCCCGGAGUGGGAGCAGGGACCGAGAAGAAGGAGGAUUCAGGGUCCGACUGCCCAAUGUGGGGUUUUCAGAGGCAGCAGCUCCAGGCUCCAACAGGAUUGAGGGGACCCAGGCUGCUGGCCUCUGAAGCCCCAAGACAGCUGUGGAUCCCCGCUUGCCCCACCC
This is a messenger RNA of Acomys russatus (golden spiny mouse), 4373 nucleotides long. It is a transcript of the gene Prx, whose product is annotated as periaxin. Gene Ontology annotation, molecular function: protein binding. The coding region runs from base 214 to 4335 and encodes 1373 amino acids. Gene Ontology annotation, cellular component: cytoplasm; nucleus. The transcript is spliced from 5 exons. Lineage: Eukaryota; Metazoa; Chordata; Mammalia; Rodentia; Muridae. Gene Ontology annotation, biological process: regulation of RNA splicing; peripheral nervous system myelin maintenance. The record is from RefSeq and is a predicted model, not a curated record.